Propithecus coquereli (Coquerel's sifaka) is the source of this 2757-nucleotide messenger RNA. It is a transcript of the gene FBRSL1, whose product is annotated as fibrosin-like 1. The record is from RefSeq and is a predicted model, not a curated record. The coding region runs from base 1 to 2757 and encodes 918 amino acids. The transcript has 20 exons. Lineage: Eukaryota; Metazoa; Chordata; Mammalia; Primates; Indriidae.
AUGGAGGCCAAGGUCCGCCCGAGCCGGCGCUCGCGCGCGCAGCGGGACCGCGGCCGGCGCCGGGAGGCCGCCCGCGACGCCCGCGCGCAGAGCCCGUCGUCGGGCGACGAGCCCGAGCCCAGCCCCGGCAAGGAGAACGCGGGCCUCCGCGGCGCGCCUUCCCGCGCCGCCCCCGCGCCCCGCACAGCGCGCCCCCCGCGCCGCCGCCGCCGCGAGUCCAGCUCGCAGGAGGAGGAGGUCAUCGACGGCUUCGCCAUCGCCAGCUUCAGCACCCUGGAGGCCCUGGAGAAGGACAUGGCCCUGAAGCCACACGAGCGGAAGGAGAAGUGGGAACGUCGCCUCGUCAAGAAGCCCCGGGAGUCGGAAAACUGCCCCCCUGCCGAGGCGAGCGAGCACAGGCGGCCCCUGGAGCCAGGCAGCCCCGGGCAGGACUUGGAGCCCACCUGCGACGGGGGCCCGAGGAAGGUCCCGCUGCAGCCCUCCAAGCAGAUGAAGGUCACCGUGUCCAAAGGAGGCGACCGGGACAGCGAUGACGACAGCGUCCUCGAAGCCGCCAGCUCCCGGCGCAGCAGCUCUCGGGACCAGCUCAGUGACAGCUCGGCGCAGGCGGUCUCGGGGAGAGGCUACUCCUGUGACAGCGAGAGCGGCUUGGACGACAAGGCAUCGGUGGGCUCCGACAAGCUCUUUGCCCCGGCGGCCGAUAAAGGCCCCGCGCGGCGCGAGAAGCCGGAGGCCAAGGCCGGGGCGGUGCCCAAGGUGUCGGGCCUGGAGCGCAGCCGCGAGCUCAGCACGGGCUGCUUCCCGCCCGCCAGCCCCGCGCCCCUCGCUGCGCCCUGCGCGGGGGCCCCGCCGGCCCGCGCCAGCCCCCUGGUGAAGAAGGAGGCCCCGGCCCCGCCCCGCCACACUCCGCAGCCGCCGCCCGCGCCCCCCCAGCCCCGCGGCGCGCUCCCGACACACGUGCCUGCGUCCCUGGGCGCCUUCGCGGGCCCCGGCCUCGGCCUGACGGCGCCGCACGGCCUGCACGGCCUCAGCAGGAGCAGCAGCGCGGGCAGCGGUGCCGCCCUCGGCCUGGCGAAGCACGUGUCGCUGUCGCCGCACGGGCCGGGCCCCCACCUGUCUACCUCACACCUGGCGCUCCGGUCCCAGGCGCAGCACCAGCACCACGCAGCAGCCAUGUUCGCUGCCCCCGCGACACUGCCCCCGCCCCCGGCGCUGCCCGCCGGCAGCCUGGGCAUCCCGGGACACCCCGCUGAUCACGAGCUGCUCAGGCAAGAGCUGAACACGCGGUUUCUGGUGCAGAGCGCCGAGCGGCCUGGCGCCUCCCUGGGCCCGGGGGCUCUGCUGCGGGCGGAGUUCCAUCAGCACCAGCACACACACCAACACACACACCAGCACACACACCAGCACCAACACACAUUCGCCCCCUUCCCCGCGGGGCUGCCCCCGACGCCGCUCACGCCGCCCGCCGCACCCCCGCCGUUUGACAAGUACACGCCUAAGCUGGACAGCUCCUACUUCCGACAUUCCAACGUGAGUUUCUUCCCGCCCUUCCCUCCCGCCAUCCCGGGACUGCCUGCCCUGCUUCCGCACCCCGGCCCCUUUGGGUCCCUGCAGGGUGCUUUUCAGCCCAAGACUUCAAACCCCAUGGAGAUGACGGGCCGGGCCAGUGCCGUUCACACCCUCCUGCAGAAAGCCCCCGGGGUCUCUGACCCGUACCGGGCGGUGGUCAGGAAGCCGGGGAAGUGGUGCGCCGUGCACGUGCAGAUCGCCUGGCAGAUCUACCACCACCAGCAGAAGAUGAAGGUGCCGCUGGACCCACACAAGCUGGAGGUGGGCGCGAAGCUGGACCUGUUUGGCAGACCCCCCGCCCCGGGCGUGUUUGCCGGGUUCCACUACCCGCAGGACCUGGCCCGGCCGCUCUUCUCCAGUGCAGGUGCCGCCCAUCCCGCCACCAACCCCUUCGGACCCUCAGCUCCCCCUGGCAGCUUCCUGCCUCCUGGUCACCUGGCAGACCCUUUCAGCAGGUCGAGCAGCUUCGGGGGCCUCGGGAGCUUGGGGAGCCAUGCCUUCGGGGGCCUGGGCAGCCACGCUCUGACUCCUGGCGGUGGCAGCAUCUUUGCCCCCAAGGAGGGCUCCGCGGUGCACGGCCUGCCCAGCCCCCACGAGACCUGGAACCGGCUGCACCGGGCGCCGCCCUCCUUCCCUACUCCGCCCCCGUGGCCCAAGUCCAUGGACACGGAGCGGGUCUCAGCCCUGACCAACCACGACCGAGAGCCAGACAAGGGCCGGGAGGAGCGUGAGCGGGACCUCCUGGAGAAGACGCGCCUGCUCAGUCGCGCCUCGCCCGCGGCCCCCGUGGGCCACGCCGUCAGCAGCCUCCUGCUCCGCGGCCAGGGCGAGCUGGGCCGGCCCGGGGUCCCCGCGGAGCGCGAGCCCGAGCCCCGCGUCAAGGAGAGCAGCUCGCCCAGGGAGGAGGGCGCCAAGGCGGCCUUGGGCGAAGGCCUGCGCCUGGCCGGCCUCCUGGGCCGCGAGCCGCCGGGGAAGCCGCCCGAGGCGCCGCAAGGCGACGUGAAGGUCAAGGAGGAGCGCGGGGAGGACGAGGCGGCCGAGCCCGCGCAGCCGGGCCCGGGCCGCGAGCGCCUGGGCGCGCCGGGCUUCGCGUGGGAGCCGCUGACUUCGCCGCUCGAGGGCCUGGGGCCCGGGGACGCGCGCGCCUACUCGCCGUCGCGCAACGCGCAGGAGGUGGAGGCGCGGUAG